Messenger RNA from Miscanthus lutarioriparius, 2661 nucleotides. The record is from the annotation of a GenBank genome assembly. NCBI's taxonomy places the organism in Eukaryota, Viridiplantae, Streptophyta, Magnoliopsida, Poales, Poaceae.
AUGCUCUUCAACUCGCCAAAAGCAGCAAAGCGAAUUGGAGUUCAGUUCCUGUCAGUUGCAAGUGCAGAAUGCUUUGGUCGAGAUGUCUCUCCGACACACUUUGCAUCCCUGUUAAAGGAAUGCAGGUCUGUGAAUACAGUCCGUCAAAUUCACCAGAAGAUAAUUGCUUAUGGCCUUCUUUCUUAUCCAGCAUCGUUGCUGUCAGUGUCACUCCCACCACUUCCAUCGCAUUCGUAUGUAUCGCCAAAAUCUUUGGGUACCGGUGUUGUAGCCUCCUAUCUUGCUUGUGGUGCUACAAGCGAUGCUCUCUCGGUGUUGGAGCGCGUCACGCCAUCACCAGCCGUGUGGUGGAAUCUACUCGUAAGAGAACACAUCAAGGAAGGCCGCCUUGACAGAGCAAUUGGUGUAUCUUGCCGCAUGCUGCGUGCUGGAACUAAGCCAGACCAUUUUACUCUGCCAUAUGCGCUGAAAGCAUGCGGGGAGCUACCUUCAUACCGUUGUGGUAGCGCAUUCCAUGGACUCAUAUGUUGCAAUGGGUUUGAGUCAAAUGUCUUCGUAUGCAAUGCAUUGGUGGUGAUGUAUUCCCGCUGUGGUUCUUUGGAGGAUGCCAGUCUGGUGUUUGAUGAGAUAACGCGGAAGGGAAUUGAUGAUGUUAUCUCAUGGAACUCAAUUGUUGCUGCCCAUGUUAAGGGUAGUAAUCCGCAGACUGCAUUAGACCUGUUUUCAGAAAUGACAACGAUUGUUCACGAAAAAGCUACAAAUGAAAGGUCAGAUAUCAUUAGCAUCGUCAACAUUCUUCCCGCAUGUGCUUCUCUAAAGGCAUUGCCUCAAACUAAAGAAAUUCACGGCUAUGCCAUUCAGAAUGGCACAUUUCCAGAUGCUUUUGUGUGCAAUGCCCUGAUUGAUACCUAUGCCAAGUGUGGGUCAAUGAAGGAUGCACUAAAGGUUUUCAAUGCAAUGGAAUUCAAGGAUGUCGUUUCUUGGAAUGCAAUGGUUACUGGAUACACCCAAAGUGGGAACUUUGGGGCAGCCUUCGAGCUUUUCAAGAAUAUGCGCAAGGAAAAUAUCCCGCUAGAUGUCAUAACAUGGAGUGCUGUAAUUGCAGGGUAUGCUCAGAGGGGAUGUGGCCAAGAGGCCCUUGAUGCAUUCCAGCAAAUGAUUCUUUAUGGCUCAGAGCCAAAUUCUGUCACUAUCAUCUCUCUAUUGUCUGCUUGCGCUUCCUUGGGAGCAUUGUCUCAGGGUAUGGAAACUCAUGCAUACUCUCUGAAGAAGUGCCUUCUAUCCUUGGAUAAUGGUUUUGGUGGUGACGGUGAUGGUGAGGAUCUAAUGGUGCACAAUGCAUUAAUAGAUAUGUACUCAAAGUGCAAAAGCUUCAAAGCUGCACGCUCCAUAUUUGAUUCCAUACCUCGAAGGGAACGUAAUGUGGUCACUUGGACUGUCAUGAUUGGUGGGUAUGCGCAAUAUGGAGACUCGAAUGAUGCCCUCAAGCUUUUCUCAGAGAUGAUUUCAAAACCAUAUGCAGUUGCCCCAAAUGCUUAUACAAUUUCCUGCAUUUUGAUGGCCUGUGCACAUUUGGCAGCUCUUCGUACUGGUAAGCAGAUUCAUGCUUAUGCCACCCGCCACCAUGAGUAUGAAGCAUCUGUGUACUUUGUGGCAAACUGCCUUAUCGAUAUGUACUCAAAGUGUGGUGAUGUCGAUACUGCUAGAAAUGUAUUUGAUAGCAUGCCUGAAAGGAAUGAAGUAUCUUGGACUUCAAUGAUGUCAGGGUAUGGAAUGCAUGGUCGUGGUAAGGAGGCUUUGGACAUAUUUGACAAGAUGCAAAAGGCAGGUUUUGUUCCUGAUGAUAUUUCCUUCCUGGUUCUUCUUUACGCUUGUAGCCAUUCUGGCAUGGUGGAUCAAGGUCUGGAUUACUUUGAUAUCAUGCGUAGAGAUUAUGGUGUAGUUGCCAGUGCAGAGCAUUAUGCUUGUGUUAUUGACUUGCUGGCUCGCUCUGGGCGAUUAGAUAAGGCAUGGAAAACGAUUCAGGAAAUACCAAUGGAGCCUAGUGCAGUUAUCUGGGUUGCAUUACUUAGUGCCUGCAGAGUUCAUUCGAAUGUGGAACUUGCUGAAUAUGCCCUGAACAAACUGGUCAGUAUGAAAGCAGAGAAUGAUGGAUCCUACACGCUUAUCUCCAACAUAUAUGCUACUGCAAGGCGGUGGAAAGAUGUAGCAAGAAUCAGACAACUGAUGAAGAAAUCAGGGAUUAAGAAGAGGCCAGGAUGCAGCUGGGUCCAAGGUAAGAAGGGCACUGCAUCUUUCUUUGUUGGAGAUCGAUCACACCCUCUCUCUCCAGAGAUAUAUUCUCUUUUAGAGAGAUUAAUUGGUCGCAUCAAGGUUAUGGGUUAUGUCCCCGAGAUAAACUUUGCACUGCACGAUGUUGAUGACGAGGAGAAAAAUAAUCUUCUCACUGAACACAGUGAGAAGCUUGCUCUCGCAUAUGGGCUCCUCACAACUUCCCCUGGUUGUCCCAUACGGAUCACAAAGAACCUUCGUGUUUGCGGUGAUUGUCACAGUGCAUUCACCUACAUCUCCAAGAUUGUCGACCAUGAGAUCAUUGUACGAGAUUCCAGUCGCUUCCAUCAUUUCAAGAAUGGCUCUUGUUCCUGCGGUGGCUAUUGGUGA